Lucilia sericata (common green bottle fly) is the source of this 1499-nucleotide messenger RNA. RefSeq names its product G-protein coupled receptor Mth2-like. Gene Ontology annotation, molecular function: G protein-coupled receptor activity. Bases 75 to 1388 code for a protein of 437 amino acids. Gene Ontology annotation, cellular component: membrane. The transcript has 7 exons. Lineage: Eukaryota; Metazoa; Arthropoda; Insecta; Diptera; Calliphoridae. Gene Ontology annotation, biological process: G protein-coupled receptor signaling pathway; cell surface receptor signaling pathway. The record is from RefSeq and is a predicted model, not a curated record.
GUCUCUAGAAUCAUUAAGAGAAAAAUCAAGGUGAAUAAAAAUCACUAAUUAAAAAAAUAAAACAUUUUAUUCCAAUGUAUUUUUCAAUACUAUUGACACUCCUAAUAUUGAAAAUUUCUAUUGGAGUUGAUCCGGAUAAAUGUUCUUAUGAGAAAACAGUAAAUUUAACGAAUCACAAGAAGUUCGAUAAUGGAUCAUAUCUGUAUGAGGGUAUUUUAAUACCACCCGAAAAACAGGAUUUCUAUGAUUAUCGUUUGGAUUUCAUGAAGAAAAAAAUAACAGUUCCUCGCCAUCUAAGAGGUUGUGUUUGUAGUGAGAAACAGCCCUGCAUUAAAUUGUGUUGCGAAAAGGAAGAGUAUCUUAAUAUCGAUGAAUGUGAAAAAGUAACUAGGGAAAUGAAAAUUCAGUGGAAAUUAACAAUACAACGAACGAAUUAUAAAAAUGAAACUGUAGAUGUAUUUAAACAUUUUAAAACACAAGUGGGAAUGCCUUGCAGGUGGCCAAUAGCAUUAGAGAAGGUUCUGGAUGAAUGGAUUUUAAAAGAGAUAAUGCAUAAUACUUCGCCCGUUAUAUCAAUGUUAUUUUUAUUACCUACACUAUUAGUAUACUUAGUGUUAAAAGAAUUAAGGCAACACAUGAGUGGCCAACUAAUGAUUUGUUAUGUAUUGUCUCAGAUUAUAUCAAAUGCCAUUAUCUCGUUUAUAAAUAUCUCGAAUUUAAGUUUCGGUUUUCUAUCAUGCUUUAUAAUGGGUUAUACUGCAUACUUCUUCUAUUUAUCUUUAUAUUUAUGGCUGAGUGUUUUGUGUUAUGACAUUUCGAAAUCUUUUAAUAAUAUUAAUGCUGAAUUGAAUUUAAGAAAAAAUCGCAAGAAAUUUAUUAUAUAUUCAUUGUAUGUCUGGCUAAGUGCAGGUCUAGCAACUGCAAUUGGCAUUUUAUUAGAACUAUUGCCGAAUGUGGAUGAAGCGUAUAAGACCGGCAUUGGUUUGAAAAUGUGUUUUAUAAAUUCUGAAAAAUCGUCUGCCAUAUUUUAUUUGUAUGGACCAUCACUCUUAAUUUUACUCUUCAAUUUAGUAAUAUUUAUACGUUUGAUAGCAAUGAUCUACAAAACAAGGCGAGAUGCAGCAAGACUGAUGCGAAACAGAAAUAUAUAUAAACAAAAUGCACUUGUGAUUUUGCGUUUGUCCCUCAUAUUGGGCAUUCCUUGGAUAUUCGAGAUUCUUUCAGUCUGGAAUAGAAUUGAAUUUUUGUUUGUUAUUGCGGAUUUCAUCAUAGCUAUUCAAGGAUUUUUGACAUUUGUAUUAUUUGUCAUGAGACCAAAAGUUUUGUGUUUAAUAAAAAAUAGAUUUGAGAAAAGCGAUCAACUUUCUGUGGGAAAUCUUCAAAAUUAAAUUUGCAAACCGGAGUCAACAUACUUAUAUGGAAAUACUUUACUCAAAUUUUUCUUUUAAAGCCUUAAAAAAUUAAUUACACAAUUUAAAUGUAUUAACAGUUAAAAUAUA